AUGGGAGCCCCGAGCAGCCCAGGUGCCCAAGGGAACCCCGAGCAGCCCCGGUGCCCACGGAACCCCCGAGCAGCCCCGGUGCCCACGGAACCCCCAAGCAGCCCCGGUGCCCACGGGAGCCCCGAGCAGCCCCGGUGCCCACGGGAGCCCCGAGCAGCCCCGGUGCCCAAGGGAGCCCCGAGCAGCCCCGGUGCCCAUGGGAGCCCCGAGCAGCCCCGGUGCCCGCGGGAGCCCCGAGCAGCCCCGGUGCCCGCGGGAGCCCCGAGCAGCCCCGGUCCCCAUGGGAGCCCCGAGCAGCCCCGGUGCCCAAGGGAGCCCCGAGCAGCCCCGGUGCCCGCGGGAGCCCCGAGCAGCCCCGGUGCCCGCGGGAGCCCCGAGCAGCCCCGGUGCCCGCGGGAGCCCCGAGCAGCCCCGGUGCCCACGGGAGCCCCGAGCAGCCCCGGUGCCCACGGAACCCCGAGCAGCCCCAGUGCCCGCGGGAGCCCCGAGCAGCCCCGGUGCCCACGGAACCCCGAGCAGCCCCGGUGCCCAAGGGAGCCCCGAGCAGCCCUGGUGCCCGCGGAGCCCCGAGCAGCCCCGGUGCCCACGGAACCCGAGCAGCCCCGGUGCCCACGGGAGCCCCGAGCAGCCCCGGUCCCCAUGGGAGCCCCGAGCAGCCCCGGUGCCCACGGGAGCCCCGAGCAGCCCCGGUGCCCACGGGAGCCCCGAGCAGCCCCGGUCCCCAAGGGAGCCCCGAGCAGCCCCGGUGCCCAAGGGAGCCCCGAGCAGCCCCGGUGCCCAUGGGAGCCCCGAGCAGCCCCGGUCCCCAUGGGAGCCCCGAGCAGCCCCGGUGCCCGCGGGAGCCCCGAGCAGCCCCGGUGCCCACGGGAGCCCCGAGCAGCCCCGGUGCCCACGGGAGCCCCGAGCAGCCCCGGUGCCCGCGGGAGCCCCGAGCAGCCCCGGUGCCCACGGGAGCCCCGAGCAGCCCCGGUGCCCAAGGGAGCCCCGAGCAGCCCCGGUGCCCACGGGAGCCCCGAGCAGCCCCGGUGCCCACGGGAGCCCCUGAGCAGCCCCGGUGCCCAAGGGAGCCCCGAGCAGCUCCGGUGCCCACAGAACCCCGAGCAGCCCUGGUGCCCACGGAACCCCCGAGCAGCCCCGGUCCCCAAGGGAGCCCCGAGCAGCCCCGGUGCCCGCGGGAGCCCCGAGCAGCCCCGGUGCCCACGGAACCCCCGAGCAGCCCCGGUGCCCGCGGGAGCCCCGAGCAGCCCCGGUGCCCACGGGAGCCCCGAGCAGCCCCGGUGCCCGCGGGAGCCCCGAGCAGCCCCGGUGCCCGCGGGAGCCCCGAGCAGCCCUGGUGCCCGCGGGAGCCCCGAGCAGCCCCGGUCCCCACGGGAGCCCCUGAGCAGCCCCGGUGCCCACGGAACCCCCGAGCAGCCCCGGUCCCCAAGGGAGCCCCGAGCAGCCCCGGUGCCCACGGGAGCCCCGAGCAGCCCCGGUGCCCACGGGAGCCCCGAGCAGCCCCGGUGCCCAUGGGAGCCCCGAGCAGCCCCGGUCCCCAAGGGAACCCCGAGCAGCCCCGGUGCCCAUGGGAGCCCCGAGCAGCCCCGGUCCCCGCGGGAGCCCCGAGCAGCCCCGGUGCCCACGGAACCCCCGAGCAGCCCCGGUGCCCGCGGAGCCCCGAGCCGCAGCUCCCUCGGAGCUCAGGACACAAGUCUGGACACCAAGAUCAAUGCCCAGUUUUGGUUUUGGAUGUGCAACACUCACCUGUGUGGGGAGAACGUGGUGAACGUGCUCAUUGUGAGCUAA
This is a messenger RNA of Haemorhous mexicanus (house finch), 1785 nucleotides long. Its product is annotated as nascent polypeptide-associated complex subunit alpha, muscle-specific form-like. The coding region runs from base 1 to 1785 and encodes 594 amino acids. The transcript has 2 exons. The record is from RefSeq and is a predicted model, not a curated record. NCBI's taxonomy places the organism in Eukaryota, Metazoa, Chordata, Aves, Passeriformes, Fringillidae.